Messenger RNA from Plectropomus leopardus (leopard coralgrouper), 2335 nucleotides. Its product is annotated as metalloreductase STEAP4-like. Gene Ontology annotation, biological process: copper ion import. The record is from RefSeq and is a predicted model, not a curated record. Lineage: Eukaryota; Metazoa; Chordata; Actinopteri; Perciformes; Serranidae. Gene Ontology annotation, cellular component: plasma membrane; endosome. Gene Ontology annotation, molecular function: cupric reductase (NADH) activity; ferric-chelate reductase (NADPH) activity.
AUGGAGUUUCCCAGUUUAGACAUCACCCAGAGUCAUGGAAGGGAUGGGCCAAUACAAAAUCUGACUCAAGCCUGAAAAACUUGUCAGUCUGAAGAGUAAUGAGUUAGAAGAGCAGACACAUGGGCUUGAGGGGCAGACAGCUGAUUUGUCGACACUUUUUCCAGAAGCACCCAGCAGAGCUGUUACUUUGAAGACUAUUAUUUUGUUACAUCUGCCUUGAAUCUGGACACAUUACACAUUUUGACAGAGAAGCUGGUGGAGUGUUUUGUUCUGUCAGAACCACAGGAGAUAUCAUCACUGUUUGUGUCAGGCUGUGGCCAUGUCGGCUGACAGACUGAGCAGCGUGUCAAGGGAGGUGAAGCCAGAGAGCGUGUCGCUGUGUCCUCUGGGCACCGCAGCUGCCCCUGAACAGGAGCUGUUGUGUAUCUUUGGGACGGGGGACUUAGGGCGCUCUCUGGGCCAGCGUCUGCUCCAGUGUGGCUACAGGGUGGUAUACGGCAGCCGCAGACCUCACAGCUGUGGACCAUUGCCUCAGGGAGCUCAGGCAUUAAACCACGAGGCAGCAGCCCAGUCAGCCAGUCUGGUCUUUAUUUGUAUUCACAGAGAACACUACGACUUCCUGGAGACACUUGCACCUCAACUCAGGGGGAAGGUGCUGGUGGACGUCAGCAACAACCUCAAGAAGAAUCUAUACCCAGAGGCCAAUGCUGAGUAUCUGCAGAGGCUGAUCCCUGGAGCUCAUGUGGUGAAGGCUUUUAACACCUUGUCUGCCUGGGCCCUGCAGAAUGGACCAUCAGAUGCCAGUAGACAGGUGUACCUGUGUGGAAACAGUGCUGAAGCAAAGCAGGCAGUGACAGAGGUGGCCACCAAACUGGGCUUCGCUGUCCUGGAUAGAGGCUCUCUGUGUGCAGCCAAAGAGCUGGAGGACUUUCCCUUACAGCUUUUCCCAGAGUGGAGACUUCCACUACGUGUGGCCAUUGGCCUCACCGCCGUCUUCUUCGUCUAUGUGGUCCUUAGAGAUGUUGUCUAUGCAUAUGUUGACCAGGGGAAAGACAUCUCCUUUAGAAUCAUGGUGUCCAUGGCCAACAAGGUGUUUCCCAUUGUGUCUCUCAUCAUGUUAUCUCUGUGUUACGUGCCUGGUGUCAUAGCUGCCUUCCUUCAGCUCUACAGAGGAACCAAAUACAAGCGCUUCCCUGACUGGUUGGAUCGCUGGAUGCUGUGCAGGAAACAGCUGGGACUGGUAGCACUUGGCUUUGCUGUUCUACAUGUGCUCUACACUCUCAUCAUUCCUAUAAGAUAUUAUGUGAGGUUCAAGAUUGCCGCUAGUACCGUCUUGCAGGCCAAGGAAAACCAAACAGCAGUGAUGGACAACACCAUUGCCUGGCGUACAGACUCUUACUAUUCAAUGGGAAUUCUGGGAUUUGGCCUUUAUCUCCUAUUGGGAAUAACCUCUCUCCCCUCCGUCAGUAAUGCUCUCAGCUGGAGAGAGUUCAGCUUCAUACAGUCCAAGCUGGGAUACCUGACAGUGUUCUUCUGUACCUUUCACACCUACCUGUAUGGUUGGGACAAGUUCCUUCGCCCCUCUUACUAUAAAUGGCACACACCUCCAGCCUACUUGCUCGGUCUGGUGGUGCCCUCUGUGUUGCUGGUGCUGAAGUUGGUGCUCCUUCUGCCCUGUGUCGACCGCAUCCUCACCCGCAUUCGACAGGGCUGGGAGAGGAAUGAUCUAGAGGACGGCAGUGAGAAAGCGUUGCUAACAUAGACUCACAAUUACAGACACAAAAACAAUGGUGUGCGCACAGAUGCAAAGACACCAUAAUGACUUGCUUUCCAAGAGCUCUAUCAUAACUCCGGCUCAUUUUUUUAAAUGGCAUGGAUCCAAGACUGACAAUAGCACCUAUUGUUCUGUCAUUUACAAAGUCAAGAGACAAAAGAUUAUAACUUCCCUCAGUUUGUUUUUCUGUCAUCAUCUUGGAAUUGUUCUCUUCAUAUAUAAUCAUAAUACAAUGGCACUAUGUAGACUUUCAUCAGUUAUACAAAUACCUUAGAGACUCAUAGACACGCAACUGUACAGCAUUUAAACACCAGUGUUUCAUAAUUUCAUCAUGUACAUCCCAUAUUGUUACAGACUCUGACUCUGAGGCGGGCAGCUUUGUUGUGCUUCACUUAACAUCAGCAGCAACAGUUUGAAUUUGAUUGUUUUACCUCAGAGUUUUUCAUCAGCCUUCAUCUUCAGUAUGUAAUGGCUUAUGUUUACUGGAUUUUUUAAUAUCCUUUUCUGUAAAUUUUCAGAUGUUUUUGUUCCUUCUUAUUCUUGUUAAAUAAAUGUAAGUGU